CAUAAUUUGGUCGUGAAAUCGCAGUGAAGAAGGAAGGAAGGACCGUGGGUGCUCCAUCAAUGGCGUCGAUGCUGGCUCGCAGGUCACUGAGUACUCUCCGUACUCGACAUCUUGUUUUUUCCGGGAAAGCUUUGCAGGGCUCUCAUCUUUCUGGAUUGCAGUCUCGUUGUAUUUCCUACGGUAGUAACAAAGAUGAUGAAGAAGCGGAGCAACUUUCUAAGGAAAUCUCCAAGGACUGGAAUACUGUCUUUGAACGGAGCAUAAAUACCCUGUUUCUCACUGAAAUGGUCCGCGGUUUGUCGCUGACCCUCAAGUACUUCUUUGAUCCUAAAGUUACUAUCAAUUAUCCAUUUGAGAAGGGUCCACUGAGCCCUCGCUUCCGUGGUGAACAUGCUCUUCGAAGAUAUCCUACUGGGGAAGAACGUUGCAUUGCCUGCAAACUUUGUGAAGCUGUAUGUCCAGCACAAGCGAUUACAAUAGAGGCCGAGGAGAGGGAGGAUGGUAGCCGCAGAACCACAAGGUACGAUAUCGACAUGACAAAAUGCAUCUACUGUGGUUUCUGCCAAGAAGCUUGCCCUGUUGAUGCUAUUGUCGAAGGACCUAACUUUGAAUUUGCAACCGAGACACAUGAGGAACUUCUCUAUGACAAAGAGAAACUUCUGGAGAAUGGAGAUCGAUGGGAGACUGAGAUUGCUGAGAAUCUGAGGUCUGAGAGUCUCUACCGAUGAACCAUUCUACAAGUCUUUGCUUCAAGUUUAUUUCCCCGGGAGAACAUUUUCGUUGCUUCAGUUAGAAAUAAAGCUGAGAUCAUAUCUGUGUGAAAACUCUUAUGUAAUUCAGCUUUUGUUCCGUGUAAUUGAAUUGUUUGUACUUUGUACCGACCGAUGACUUUGUUUCGACAUGAGUUCCGGUUAAGGGUUUGGUUUUUUUUCUC
This is a messenger RNA of Capsella rubella, 934 nucleotides long. RefSeq names its product NADH dehydrogenase [ubiquinone] iron-sulfur protein 8-A, mitochondrial. Bases 60 to 728 code for a protein of 222 amino acids. The record is from RefSeq and is a predicted model, not a curated record. Gene Ontology annotation, cellular component: membrane. The transcript has 8 exons. Gene Ontology annotation, molecular function: NADH dehydrogenase activity; 4 iron, 4 sulfur cluster binding. Gene Ontology annotation, biological process: mitochondrial respiratory chain complex I assembly; mitochondrial electron transport, NADH to ubiquinone. Lineage: Eukaryota; Viridiplantae; Streptophyta; Magnoliopsida; Brassicales; Brassicaceae.